Messenger RNA from Penicillium bovifimosum, 780 nucleotides. RefSeq lists its product as uncharacterized. The record is from RefSeq and is a predicted model, not a curated record. Gene Ontology annotation, biological process: secondary metabolite biosynthetic process. Gene Ontology annotation, cellular component: nucleus; cytoplasm. The transcript has a single exon. Lineage: Eukaryota; Fungi; Ascomycota; Eurotiomycetes; Eurotiales; Aspergillaceae. Bases 1 to 780 code for a protein of 259 amino acids.
AUGGACCCAACUCUCCAUCUCCCACGAAUCCUCUGUCUCCACGGCGGAGGCACCAACGCCCGUAUCUUCCGCAUGCAAUGCCGCAUCAUAGAACGAGCACUCCGUUCUCAUUUCCGCCUCGUCUACGCAGAAGCGCCCCUUUCCGCACAACCAGGCUCCGAUGUAACAGCCGCCUACAAAGACUAUGGGCCCUUCAAAGCCUGGCUCCGUGUACACGCAAAAGAUCCCCUCUUCUCAGAAGACCAAAUCGUGGACGGCAUAAGGAACUCAAUAUCCAACGCCCAGAUAGCAGACAAUAAGCUCGGCGCAACAGGCGAAUGGGUCGGACUUCUAGGAUUUAGCCAGGGUGCUCAUCUCGCAGCCAGCAUUCUAGCAAACCAACAAGUCGCACACAACGGUACAGAUCCUAUUUACAAGUUUGCUAUUCUGCUGGCGGGACGGGGCCCACUGCGGUGGCUGAAUCCUGCUUUACCUAUGCCGACGGGAUUUAUUGAUGCUACGCAGUGUACGACUGGACAGGAGCUGGUUGUUGACUCUAUAGAGUGCCGGGUGAAGAUCCCGACGGUGCAUGUUCAUGGUCUGGUUGAUCCGAAUCUGGAGCUUCACCGCUUGCUGCUUUAUCGGCAUUGUGAGUGGGCGUCUACGGCACUUGUUGAGUGGGAGGGAGACCAUCGGGUGCCUAUCAAAGCUAAGGAUGUUGUUCCGGUUGUACAGGAGAUUCUCAAUGUGGCACGGCGGACGGGGGUGAUAGGUAAAUCGGUCUGGGACAGAGGCGUUUGA